Molecule: messenger RNA, 432 nt
Organism: Beta vulgaris subsp. vulgaris (sugar beet)
Lineage: Eukaryota; Viridiplantae; Streptophyta; Magnoliopsida; Caryophyllales; Amaranthaceae
Exons: 3
Coding region: 1-432 (143 amino acids)
Source: RefSeq, a predicted model, not a curated record
AUGAGUUCAAAGCAGCAAGCAGAAAGACUGGAUACACACACAACGCAAAGAGAGAAAGAAAGGGAAAAGAGGCGCCUUAGAGACAGGCUAAGAAGACAGAACAUGAGCCAAGAACAGAGGGAGAAGCAUCUAGCUAGACGCCGUAGAAAUUAUCAACUCAGGAGACUCAGGGCUCAGAAUUCCAAUCAGCAAACAGAUACUCCAGAUUUAAGUAAUGAUACAACUGAGCCUAAAAUUCAAGAAGAAGCUCAGAAAAAGCGGAAAUACCCAAGAAGAUUGCGUUUAAGUGAGAUUAGACAUCUAGCUAGAACAUUACAUUGUGAUGGGAACCAGCAAAUUCAAGAGGUUUCAACAAGCUGUGCAGACACUAAGAGAUUAAGGCUAACUCAUGUUAAACGUCUGGCUCGAGCACUAAACCUCACUAUGAAGUAG